UUUAACUACAGCUCUGGUUGUAGAAGCGAAAAGGGAAUUUAUAACGCCAGUGUACGGAACCGAACAGCGGGGAAGACAUUGUACCGCCGGUUGUAGUUAUCACCAUAUUAUACAGAAACGUCGUGAAAUGUGGCGUGAUGUGAGAAACCCUUCCAGACUCAGACGGCGCCAUUAAACCAGCUCAACCAAUUGUGGACUUUCCAGCCGCAAAGACUUGUCUGACUUCAGAUAAAAAAAUAUAUAAAUUUAUAAAAAGGAAGAAGAACGCGAUGGUUUUCACUUUCCCAGUGUCCUGAUAACUACAGAUUCAAGCCACAGCAAAAGCAAUUAACCCAUCUGCCAUCAGGAGUGAGGAAUAUACCCGUUAAAAACGCCACUUCACCAAACAGACAUCAUGUCUUCCCGGGAGCGUCGGUCAGAUGUCUACAUAAAGGCGGAGCCGAGUAGUCCAGAGGGAGGUGGGGGAGGUCGGACCAGCCCUGGUGGGGCCUCAUCAGACUCCUCUCAAAGCGGUGGCGGAGGAACCAGAGGAGAAGGCGCCAAACGUUACUCGCCGCCACUCUACACACCAGCUCUGCGAUGUCAUUUUAAAGACGAGGGUGGCGACGGAGCGGAGGAGGGCUCCACUGGAAAUGGAGCAGGGCGAUGCAAGUAUGCCCUGAGCACGCUGCCCAAGAGGCUGUGUCUCGUAUGUGGGGACGUGGCUUCAGGUUAUCAUUACGGCGUAGCAUCAUGCGAAGCCUGCAAAGCAUUCUUCAAGAGAACCAUUCAAGGUAAUAUUGAAUACAGUUGUCCAGCAUCAAAUGAAUGCGAGAUCACCAAAAGGCGCAGAAAGGCCUGUCAAGCAUGCCGCUUUACCAAGUGCCUCAAAGUAGGCAUGCUUAAAGAGGGAGUUCGUCUUGACAGGGUCAGAGGCGGAAGGCAGAAGUAUAAAAGACGCCCAGAAGUGGAAAACGCGACAUACCAGAGUGCCCCUCUACCACUGACUAAGGAGAGUGAAAAAGGUUCCUCCAACAUCAUUGUGUCCCAUCUUCUAGUGGCAGAGCCAGAAAAAUUAUUUGCAAUGCCCGACCCUCUGCAGCCUGACACGGCGCAGCGUACGCUCACCACCCUCUGUGACCUUGCUGACCGUGAGCUGGUUGUGAUCAUUGGCUGGGCCAAACACAUUCCUGGCUUCCUGUCUCUGUCUCUAGCAGACCAGAUGUCGGUGCUGCAGUCGGUGUGGCUGGAGGUGCUGGUUCUGGGUGUAGCAUACCGCUCGCUUGGCUGUGAGGAUGAGGUGGUGUUCGCUGAGGAUUUUGUCCUUGAUGAGGAGAUGUCGCGUGUUGCUGGACUAACAGAACUAAACGCAGCCAUCAUUCAACUUGCCCGCCGUUUCCGUGCACUAAACGUGGACCGGGAGGAAUUCGUCAUGUUAAAAGCCAUCGCACUCACAAACUCAGACUCUGUUUACAUCGAGGACAUGGAAGCCGUACAGAAGCUGCGGGACCUCCUCCACCAGGCCCUGCUGGAGCUGGAAUGUCAGCGGCGCCCAGACGACCCCCAGCGGGCAGGACGUCUUCUUUUAACAUUGCCUCUCCUCCGACAGACUGCUGGCCGCGCUCUUACCACGUUCUACAGCAUUAAGACCCGUGGUGGUGUACCCAUGCACAAACUAUUUCUAGAGAUGCUGGAAGCCAUGAUGGACUCUCCUUAGAGGAGGAAAAGCAGAAGAAGAAAAAAAAAAUGACAAGAAGAUGCAGACAAAGACCCCACAGAGAUUUAGUCUUGACGAGUGGAAGAGUGGUUUAUAAAAAAGGAACGUUUUCAUUAGAUGAUUAGUCAUGAGGAAAUCAUGCUUUUUCCACUUUCCGUGAGAAGAAGAAAGAAAAUAAGUAAAUAAUACAAGAAAAUUAGAUUUUUACUUGGGAAUUGGUGGAGUACAGUAAGAUGUAACUGCCAAACUUCAGUAAAAGGCUCCAAGAUCCACAAGUGAAAACGUGUAACAUAAAUACUGAAAUACUUCUCAGUUCUAUCUACUUCAUGGCAUGCUUUGUCACAGCAUCAGUACACAGUUAUUUAACCACUGAAGAACAAGUUUUAGGUACCCAAGAACAGACUGCAAUUGUAGCUUUUUGAACUUGAUAAAAAUAAAUAAUGCUACAUCUGAACAUGAAAGCCAUAAAAACACACCUGGCGAAAGGCUUGAGGAUCUGGUAUGAGUUGCAACGGAAACACGCACAAGGUGCUUGUAUUUACUAUAGUUUAGUGUGCCGUUGUAGGCAAAACAUAUGAAUUACUUGCAAUAUGUUAAAAGCAAUAUAAUUACUUGAUUAAUGUUUGUCACAUUCAAAAUGUGGAUCAAAUGAUAAGAAGUUUAUUAGUUUGUGUGUAUCACUUGUUGUCAACUCGUUGGACCCCAAAUGCUGAUUAUGAUUUUUAAAUAAUAGAAAGUGGUUUGGUCAGGGAAGCUAGAUGGGUAGUUUUUAAAUGGAUAGAAAAAAAAAACUCUUUAAGAGAGAAAAAACUGCAGCACUUUGGGGGUUUAAUAGUGGGGUCAGGAGUUACUGAUGUUAAGAGCAAGAUGCUUUAUAAAAGGUUGUGCAGUGGAUUUGUAGUCCAGGAGAAGCGCACAUGAAGAUUGUGCGUCCUUAAAAUGCCGUACUUAAAUGUUGUAUGUAAAUCCUAUUGACACACAUAAAAACUGGCUUCCAGCUUGUGUGUGUGUGUGUGUGUUUAUGUGCAGUUGAAUCCAAUGAGAUCAGGGAAGAACACAACUCUUUGACAUUAAAACUGCUGUGGUAACAACAGUGAUUAGAAAAGCAAUGUAUAAGCCUCGUCUGCUUUUUUAUACUCCCCUCCUCCACUUAAACCAGUUUGACCUCUGCAGCUGUGUUUAAAAAAAAAAAAGAAAGAAAAACAGAAGUCUGUUUUAUUUCAUACGUGGACUAUGAGGUGUAACACUAACCUAAAUGACUGAUAUGCGUUUGUGGUGACAUUUGGCUGCACUUUCUGCAGCGAAGAACGUUGCAUAAAAGAUCUCAAAUGUUUCAAUUCGAGAUCCCUCCAGCUGUGGAUGCACGCCUAUUGAACUUGAACUUGUAUGUGCCCUGUGAUGGGCUCAGGGCUACGAGAAACUUAUGCAACAUCUUUCUUUUGGAUGUUGAAACCUUGUCUGAUAGCAUCCCGAAAGUCCCUACUCUUUGUCCUGAAGGUUUGUAUACUUGCAGCAUAAAUGAUCAUUACAGUUAGCUUCACAUCCAGUGCAAAAGCUAUAUUAUCUGCUGUAAAAAUCAGAUCCCCAAAGGAUAUUUAAUGGCCCAACAGCCAUGACCCUUUUAGCCAUGUACAGUUCUAUAUAAAUAAUCAAACAUGCAAUUUGUAGUGCAAGAUGAUAAAGCCAGCAAAUGUGAUAUCAAUUCCCCAUUAUGAUAUUUGCAGCUUACAGUGUGCUGAUGUUUGUAAAGACUUGAAACUUGCUUUUUCAUACAGUUUCCCCUCUAGGAUGUAAGGGUUUUUUUAUUUACAUUGUGACACACUGUUGUGGGUUUGGUACUGAAAUUAAGCUUUUCAUUUAGAAUCUAAUGAAUGCUGAAUUUUUUUCAUUCUUUUUUUUCUUUAUCAGUGCUUUCUAAGGCUAAUUGUUGUGUUAGGGAUCAGUUUGAAUGGCUCUAUACAUCUGUUGGCAUGAUGAGGCUUUAAAAUGCUACCUCAGGAGGCAGCACAAGCCAGAUGGCCAAAUAACUGUGGAAACAAAUGUAGCUUGGUGUGUAAAUUUGUCAACUUGAAUUUGGAUAUUUGGUACACUGGGUUCCUUGCAGUUGUGCAAAUACCUGAGUUAAUUUGUUUCCGUUUCACAAGUUUAAGAUGUUUAUGGCUUAGUAGUCCAGCUUCAUAGAACCGAACAGCUCAGCUUGCAAACACAGGAGCUAAAUUAGGAGCAGAAGCAAGGUUUUAACAGAAUGUUGACCCAGAUUUUUUGCUUUCAGAAGUUACAGCUGUUAUCUGAAAAUAUUUUCUUCUCUGAUUUCUCUUCUAAGCAAAUUUAGCAAGUGGUUGUGACAUUACGAAGCAAGCAUUGCUGUAGAUGCCAGGGCCACGUUCGAGCUCUUCAACUUUCUUCCUGUUCACUUGCUCGCAUAUGCAAGUUGGAUUUUUCAUUAUGUACAAAUGUAGAUUUGGGAUGAUUAGGGUGGAGGCUUGGUCACUGGGAGUGUCACUAUUUGAAUUGUACAGCUAUUUUUAGGUUAUGUUAUUAAUGUGCACAUUAAUAUAAAUAAGCAAUAUAAUAAAUUACCAAACCUCACACAUUUCCUUGUAUAGCCACAGUGUAUGUUUAACAUUGCCAGUGAUAAUUAUAAAUAGCUACUAAACAUCAUCUUAUUUAGAGGUUCGAAUCAAUGUUUGUAUUUUCAAAGAAUAUUUAAAUGAUUAAAUUCUAUUUUUUACUCAAUUUAUUGUUGUUUGUUGAUACUGCUUUGUUUUUGUGUGUGGUACUGGCUGUGAAUUUCUGUGUGUAGUUUUUUUUUUCUUUUUUUUAUUUAGAUGAAACAGUUUGAUGUCCUUGUCUAAACAUGUCUACAUUAAAUUCACUGUGAAAAAGUGAGCUCGUCCACUGUCUGAUGCAACAGAUAGUGGAUUAUUGUAGGUGCUUUGUGUUGUGUAAUAAAUGGACACACCACCACCACA
Messenger RNA from Melanotaenia boesemani (Boeseman's rainbowfish), 4668 nucleotides. It is a transcript of the gene esrra, whose product is annotated as estrogen-related receptor alpha. Gene Ontology annotation, biological process: regulation of DNA-templated transcription. Gene Ontology annotation, cellular component: nucleus. The record is from RefSeq and is a predicted model, not a curated record. The transcript has 8 exons. Gene Ontology annotation, molecular function: DNA-binding transcription factor activity; steroid binding; sequence-specific DNA binding. The coding region runs from base 395 to 1696 and encodes 433 amino acids. Lineage: Eukaryota; Metazoa; Chordata; Actinopteri; Atheriniformes; Melanotaeniidae.